UUCCGAGGAAGAGGAGGAGGAGGAGGAGGAGGAAGGAGGCUGGAGGCUGGAUCGUGGCGAGGACGCAAGACAAAGAGAGAGGUGUAGCAGUGGGGUGAGAAAGGGUCCGGUGACCUUUGAGGAGGAGGAGGAGGAGGAGGCAGCAGCUGUGCAUUUCACGGAGGAGGAGUGGAUCUCCUGGAUCUGGACCAAAUCGCUCCGCACAGGGAAGCGAUGGAGGAGAAUUAUGAGAUUGGAGCCUCUUUCAAAUCGGAGCUCAAUUCCUGUUUGGAAGAUGGAGAGGAUCUCCUUAUUCCGGUUCCCAAAGAGGAGAAGACCUCAGCAGAACGAGACCUCGCUUCCUGUAAGGAAGAAGGAGAAAGUCUGUUUAUCCAGGUCGUCAAAGAAGAGGAGGAGACCUCAGCAGAGCUAGGCCUCAUUUCCUUUUCGGGAGGAGAAGAAGAAGAUCCACUUAUCCUGGGUCUCAAAGAAGAGGAGGCGAAGACAUCAGCAGGAUACAUCUGGGGUGUCAAGGCUGAGGGAGAAACAUCUGAAGUAACACUGGAAAAAGAUGAGGGGAAGGUGCAGGAGCAGAAACUGAGGAGUCAAGAUGGAGCAAAGAGACAAGAGGAGAGACAGACUCACACAGGGGACAAACCUUAUAAAUGCUUGGAGUGUGGCAAGAGCUUCCAGUGGAGAAACGCCCUUACAGUGCAUCAAAGAACUCACUCAGGAGACAAACCUUAUAAAUGCUUGGAGUGUGGAAAGAGCUUCGGUGACAGUAGCAACCUUACCUCGCAUCAAAGAACUCACACAGGAGACAAACCUUAUGAAUGCUUCGAGUGUGGAAAGAGCUUCAGUCAGAAUAGCAGCCUUACUUCGCAUCAAAGAAUUCACACAGGGGGCAAAGCUUAUAAAUGCUUUCAGUGUGGAAAGACCUUCAGUCAGAGUGGCACCCUUACUUCUCAUCAAAGAAAUCACAGAGGGGACAAAUCAUAUAAAUGCUUGGAAUGUGGAAAGAGCUUCAGUCGGAGUAGCACCCUUACUUUGCAUCAAAGAACUCACACAGGAGACAAACCUUAUAAAUGCUUGGAGUGUGGAAAGAGCUUCAGUCAGAGUGGCCACCUUACCUUGCAUCACAGAACUCAUACAGGGGACAAACCUUUUACAUGCUUAGAGUGUGGAAAGAGCUUCAGUCGGAGUUGCAAACUUACUUUGCACCACAGAACUCAUACAGGGGACAAACCUUUUACAUGCUUUGAGUGUGGAAAGAGCUUCAGUCGGAGUGACAGUCUUUCUUCGCAUCAAAGAACUCACACAGGGGACAAACCUUAUAAAUGCUUUGAGUGUGGAAAGAGCUUCAGGUGGAGUAGUGCCCUUACGCUGCAUCAAAGAACUCACAGAGGGGACAAACCUUAUGAAUGCUUUGAGUGUGGAAAGAGCUUCGGGAGUAGUAGCAAACUUACUUUGCACCACAGAACUCAUACAGGGGACAAACCUUUUACAUGCUUAGAGUGUGGAAAGAGCUUCAGUCGGAGUAGCAACCUUACGUCACAUCAAAGAAUUCACACAGGAGACAAACCUUAUGAAUGCUUUGAGUGUGGAAAGAGCUUCAGUCAGAAUAGCGCCCUUACUUCGCAUCAAAGAACUCAUUCAGGAGGCAAACCUUAUAAAUGCAUCGAGUGUGGAAAGAGCUUCAGUCACAGUAGCAGCCUUUCUUCACAUCAAAGAAUUCACACAGGGGGCAAAGCUUAUAAAUGCUUCGAGUGUGGAAAGACCUUCAGUCAGAGUGGUGCCCUUACUUCUCAUCAAAGAAAUCACAGAGGGGACAAACCAUAUAAAUGCUUGGAAUGUGGAAAGAGCUUCAGUUGGAGUAGCAGCCUUACUUCUCAUCAAAGAACUCACACAGGAGACAAACCUUAUAAAUGCUUGGAGUGUGGAAAGAGCUUCAGUCAGAGUGGCCACCUUACCUUGCAUCACAGAACUCAUACAGGGGACAAACCUUUUACAUGCUUAGAGUGUGGAAAGAGCUUCAGUCAGAGUUGCAAACUUACUUUACACCACAGGACUCAUACAGGGGACAAACCUUUUACAUGUUUUGAGUGUGGAAAGAGCUUCAGUCACAGUAGCAGCCUUACUUUGCAUCGAAGAAUUCACACAGGGGACAAACCUUAUAAAUGCUUUGAGUGUGGAAAGAGCUUCAGGUGGAGUAGUGCCCUUACGCUGCAUCAAAGAACUCACAGAGGGGACAAACCUUAUGAAUGCUUUGAGUGUGGAAAGAGCUUCGGGAGUAGUAGCAAACUUACUUUGCACCACAGAACUCAUACAGGGGACAAACCUUUUACAUGCUUAGAGUGUGGAAAGAGCUUCAGUCGGAGUAGCAGCCUUACUUUGCAUCAAAGAAUUCACACAGGGGACAAACCUUAUAAAUGCUUUGAGUGUGGAAAGAGCUUCAGGUGGAGUAGUGCCCUUACGCUGCAUCAAACAACUCACAGAGGGGACAAACCUUAUGAAAGCUUUGAGUGUGGAAAGAGCUUCGGGAGUAGUAGCAAACUUACUUUGCAUCACAGAACUCAUACAGGGGACAAACGUUUUACAUGCUUAGAGUGUGGCAAGAGCUUCAGUCGGAGUAGCAAACUUACUUUGCAUAACAGAACUCAUACAGGGGACAAACCUUAUGAAUGCUUGGAGUGUGGAAAGAGCUUCAGUCAGAGUAGCAACCUUACUUUGCAUCACAGAAAUCAUAUAGCGGACAAACCUGAUAAAUACUUGGAGUGUUGAAAUACCUUUCGUCAGAAUGGCUACCUUAAGGCACAUCAAAGAAUCCGUUCAAGGGAAGAGAUGUAUAAAUGCUUUGAAUGUUGAAAAAGCCAGAAAUGUUGUUGAAAGGGGUGUGAUCCUGGUUGAAAUGUGUAGCAUGGGCUGCUUCAGAAGGUGGCUAUCUCCCCUUCCUGUAAAGGGUUUUAUGCAGAGGCUGGUUGCUCCCCCCACCUGUCCCCAGGGAUGGAUUCCCCACCCCAACUCAGGGAUAGGCUAGAUGACCUUUGAUGUCCCUUCCAGGACUAAAAGAGGAAUAAAAGGGACCCUCCUCCUGUGUCAUUCAGAGCAGUCUAGGACUGAAGGAUGCACAUCCAGCAUCUACACCGAUGGAAGUAGGAUACUUGAAACCAAACCCUGGGAAGACAACGAAAGCUACAGACAAGCUAUAGGAAAACUCCUGUACAUCGGCGCAAUAACCAGACCAGACGUGGCGGAAGCACUGGGAUACCUUCGCAGAAAAACCAGCUCGCCAACCAAGGAAGGCUGUGAAGCAUUGAAGAGAGUGGCAAGAUAUCUGAAAGGCACCGUAAAAGUAAAACUAAAGCUAUCAGCUACUCAAGAUCCUAAGCUUCUUGGAUACUCUGAUGCUGACUGGGCUGGAGACGUCAAAGAUCUCAAGUCAACCAGCGGAAAUCAGUUCUACUAUGGGCAGUCACUUAUCUGCUGGAGAAGUCGAAAGCAAGACACUGUAGCACACUCAUCUACAGAGGCAGAGUAUGUAUCAACUGAUGAAGCAUGCAAGGAAAUGCUGUGGCUACGCAAGCUUCUGGGAGACUUGGGCAUAUCUGAACCAGAGCCUAUCAGAAUACUUGAGGACAAUCAAGCUUGCAUAAGUCUUGUGGAAUCAGAAGGACAAAGUUUUCGGGUGAAGCACAGCAAAGUUCCACUACCUAAACGACAUCUAGAUGUGAAGUUCCACUACCUAAAGGACUUCUAGAGAUGACCUACCCUUCAACAGAAGAGAUGACAGCUGAUGCAUUUGCCAAGCUGUUGGGCAAACUGUGACACCAGAAGCUAUGAGGCAAGAUGGACCUUGCAGAGUGAACUAAGUUCUUGUUGAGAAGGGGUGUUGGAAUAUGUGGUUCAACUCAACUGGUGGGCUGCGACUGCAUGGGGUUAAAAAGGGUAGCUAGGGAGGAGACCUCCUGAUUGCUAGGCUACUACCUCUCCUUUGAUCUCCUGCUGUUCUCCCUUCCUGCUAGACUGAUAUUCUCAGGGUGUUGACUACAUCUUUCGGCUUCUUCUUCUUCCUUCUCCUGAGAGACAGAGAUCUGGAUCUUCUCUUUGUCUGCUCUCUCUUCACACAGCAUCAGGGCAAACACUAGGCUUAGUGUUUGCAUCUCCAACUUUGCUGGUUAGCUAGAUGUAGAACUCUUUCCUAUCAAGUAUGUACCUCCAGAAUAAAGUAGUUCUUUCUUAUUUUGAAGCUUAAAGUCUCAGUCUGACUAAUUCCAAGGAAGGUGUAAUAUUUAGCCAGGAUUCAAAACACAAAGCUUACUCAGAUGCUAUAUUUCGCUAAUUUGGCUACUCUGCAACAGCUACAACUCAGUAGAAGCCACGACAAGGCUGUGUAUCUGCGGCUAGAUUGAAGUGGGUCGGGGCAGACUGUGAUGUUCCUGCUUAUAUUGUAAAUAUGGUAAGUGCUGGUUAUAUAGAAGACAUGUGGUAAGUGGAGUGAAAGAGGAGGGGGAGUACAUGAGCAGUAGAAUGCUGAAUGAUUGGCUGAGCAUUUGAAUGGCUGGGAGUAUAAAUGGAAGAAUGACAGUUGAAUCGGGGUGGUGAAUUGGGUGGUGAAUUGAGGAGGUGGAUGGUGUUUGGUGUUGUUGAGAGUGAGUCGGAGUUCUGAGGCAAUUAGUAAGAAGUCAAGUACAUAACAGAAUAUAGAUGAAACCAUAUGCUUGUGAAACAUUCCUUCAGCAAUCUUGUUAUUUCUAAUACUGAAUAAAUAUUUCUUGGUUAAACAAAAGCCUGAUUCCUUCUGCUGGGAAACACAUACCAGGGGGAAUAGCAAAGUAACCAAGGCUGAACAGUUUGUAUGGAAUGGUGGCAGCGGCGGAUCGGAGGAAAGUCUAUCCAGUCCCACAGAGAAAUCCAGGGCUGUCAGCUUCAGUGCAAGAGGCUGCGGGGGGGUUGGGAAUUGCCUAUACCCAUAGACGUGUAGGCCAUUCAGAAGCACUGAUGUCUAGUGUUCCAGCAAGACAGUGGAGAAACAACGAUUAUGGGGUUAAUACUGUGUUGAGAGCUGCCAAGGUCAGUGCCGAGCAGAUGUGCCUGGCAAGGGCAGCGUAAUGUAUUUAGCUCUGAUAAACCGAAAGGAUAGGUAAAUUGCUUUUAGGGAGGUUCACAAUUAUGAAUUCCUAUUGAUUUAAUCUAAAAAUAUUUAAAAUACAUAAAAACAGCCAGGGGAAGAUAUUGGAGAAAUAUAAAAUAAAUACAAAUAAAAAAGGGGGGGAGGUGAAGAGACCUUAAAUGUGCUACUCACCAUCUCUCAGCCUAUCCUCCCCUCAGGAUGAAAACAAUGGAGAACCACGACCACCCCCAGGAAGAAGGGCACACUUAAAAUGUAGAGGAAAAAAUCAUCUACAACCAUAGUGUGAAAUCCAAUACUUAUUGGGACACAGUACGAAGAAAUAUUUAUAUAAACAUGACUCUCAAAUAUGUUUAUGAAUUACACAGUCUUUAAAUAUAUUUAUAGUGCAAUCCAAUGUUUGUUUACUCAGAAGCAAGUCCCAAUGUAUUCAAUGGGGCUUACUCAAACUGGGAAGUGUGCAGAGAACUACAGCCUCAAGUAGAGCUUGAGAAAGAGGGCUUUCUCAAUAGUGACCCCCACCCUGUGGAACUCUCUCCCAAAUGAUCUCCGCCAUGCCCCUUCUAUGAUGAGCUUCCGCCGGGCCUUGAAGACCUGGCUCUUCAGGCAGGCUUUUGGGGUGGGUUAGGUUUUUACUGUUACGGUUUUAAAUUUUAACGUUUUAAUGUAUUGUUUUUUAUC
This is a messenger RNA of Rhineura floridana, 5788 nucleotides long. Its product is annotated as zinc finger protein 420-like. Gene Ontology annotation, molecular function: RNA polymerase II cis-regulatory region sequence-specific DNA binding; DNA-binding transcription factor activity. The record is from RefSeq and is a predicted model, not a curated record. NCBI's taxonomy places the organism in Eukaryota, Metazoa, Chordata, Lepidosauria, Squamata, Rhineuridae. The coding region runs from base 214 to 2760 and encodes 848 amino acids. Gene Ontology annotation, biological process: regulation of transcription by RNA polymerase II. The transcript is spliced from 6 exons.